AUGAACAUCUCAAAAGAAAUCUUAGGUUUUGGAUUAACUUGUGAAGUUAGAAAGGUGUAGAUCAAGGAUCAGGAAUAUGCGAUCAAAAUGUUCAACAAAUAGUGCUCCACUCAACAAAUCGAAAAAGAAAUUCAUAUCCUUUCUUAAAUCAAGCAUAACAACAUUGUUCACUUGGUGGAUGGAAAUCCUUAAGAAAGGUUUAUGGUAACAGAGCUCUUAGAGAAAAUGGAUCUCUUUGACAUUUUGGCCAAAGGAUAGAAACCAUUCUAAUUUGUUUCUAUUAAAUACAUUAUUUAAAAAUUAACCGCAGCAAUCCACUGUGUUCAUAAAUUGGGUUUUGUACACAGAGACAUCAAAUUAGAAAACAUACUGUUGGAUAAACAAUUGGAAAUCAAGGUUUGCGACUUCGGAUUUGCUGAGUCAAUCCAAGGAGGAUUUGUUUAAAGAUCCUCUGGCACUCUUGGAUAUUUGGCUCCAGAGUUGUAACACCCAGGUUUGAUAAACACCGAGGCAUUACCUAUCACAGAAGUGUUUUCAUUGGGAGUGUGUCUCUUUUUGUUGGCCUUUGCCCAUCCUCCCUUCAGAUCAAGCACUAAAGCUUGUCCUUAUUGGAGACUGAUUAACAGCAAUUAAUGGACUAAAUAUUGGUUGACAGUCGACAAAAAUAACAGAUGCAAUGCUGAAUUCCGCUUACUUAUCUAAGGGAUGUUGGAGCCAGAUCCUGCAAAGAGAAUGACAAUUGAUUAAGUAUUGGAGCACUAAUUCUUAAUUGGUGGAAGCAAGGAAACAUUUGAAUAAGAAGUGUGGGAACGAUUUAAGAUCGAAUGA
Messenger RNA from Paramecium tetraurelia, 828 nucleotides. RefSeq lists its product as uncharacterized. Gene Ontology annotation, cellular component: nucleus; cytoplasm. Lineage: Eukaryota; Ciliophora; Oligohymenophorea; Peniculida; Parameciidae. Gene Ontology annotation, molecular function: protein serine/threonine kinase activity; ATP binding. The record is from RefSeq and is a predicted model, not a curated record. Gene Ontology annotation, biological process: protein phosphorylation; mitotic DNA damage checkpoint signaling. The transcript has a single exon.